AUGAAUCAAAAUGACUCACGGAAAGUGGCUAAUCAAUUGAUUCAACAACUUCAAAUGAGCUGGUGUGAUUUAUAUAAUACCAUUCGAUGUGGUCGAGAAGAUCUUGAUAUUCUCGGUUUAACAUUCCGCAAAGAUCUAUUUUGUUCAACUCGACAAAUCUAUUCUCCCAUUGACGAUCAAAAGAAAUCAUUAACACAUCCCAAACCACCUACAAAUCCAUUACUAUCUCGACAAUUUGAUCAUUAA
Molecule: messenger RNA, 246 nt
Organism: Adineta ricciae
Lineage: Eukaryota; Metazoa; Rotifera; Eurotatoria; Adinetida; Adinetidae
Source: the annotation of a GenBank genome assembly